AUGAUGAUUUCUGAAUUUCCCAUUGUCUUCCUGGCAAUAUUUGUGGAAGUGCCAACGCCUUUUCUUGAUGUCUUCUUCCAGCGCAUUGCCUCCCUUACCUACCCCAAGUCAAGGAUUCACCUACUUGUCCAUUUUAAUGAGGACGCAAAUUUCCAACACGGGAUUCUGGAACACUUCAAUUCUACGCAUGGACUUAGAUACAAAAUGACCACAGAGGUGUUUGCAAAUACAGAAGUUGAGGCUAGAAGUACGGCAUUGUCCGCCUGCUCGGCAAACGUAGAAUGCGAAUUUAUCUUUAUGAUAGAUGGCGUCGCACAAUUAACUAAAAAGGACACCCUUGAACAUCUGGUCACAACUAAUCGCAACUUUGUGGCUCCACUACUCCGCCGUAGAGGCAAGCUAUGGUCGAACUUUUGGGGUGCUCUGAAUAAAGACGGCUACUACGCUCGUUCAGAUGACUACGUCGACCUGGUGGAGUCAGAGCGCAUGUAG
Protopolystoma xenopodis is the source of this 492-nucleotide messenger RNA. The record is from the annotation of a GenBank genome assembly. Lineage: Eukaryota; Metazoa; Platyhelminthes; Monogenea; Polystomatidea; Polystomatidae.